AUGAACGGAAGCCGAAACAACACGAAAUGCCUCGCCAACGUCGCGGCCUUUGUGAUCUUCCAGGCUGCUGUCGUCUUGAUCUUCGCCUUCACCGUGAUGCGUGUGCGCAGCCCCAAAGUAGGCCUUGGUGCGGUGACGGUCGACAGCUUCAGCGCCGGCGACGAAACGUCUUCUCCUUCCUUCAACAUGAGGAUCACCGCGCAAGUCACCGUGAAGAACACCAACUUCGGCCACUUCAGGUACGGGAACGGCACGAUGAGCCUUGCGUACAACGGCAUGGUGGUCGGGGAUGCCGCUAUCGUGAAGGGCACCCGUGCCAAGGCCAGGGAAACCACAAAGUUCAACGUGACAGUCGACGUGACCUCGGGCCGGCUUGCAAGCACGGCAAGCCUUGGGGCGGACGUGAACUCGGGGGUGUCGAUGCUGAGCGGCGACGGGAAGGUGAGGGGCAAAGUCGAGUUGCUGAAGAUGAUGAAGAGGAGGAAGAGCGGCGUGAUGGAUUGCACGUUGAACGUGAAUUUAGCCACCCGUGCCGUGAUUACUAAGUGCAAGUGA
This is a messenger RNA of Rhodamnia argentea, 555 nucleotides long. Its product is annotated as late embryogenesis abundant protein At1g64065-like. The transcript has a single exon. NCBI's taxonomy places the organism in Eukaryota, Viridiplantae, Streptophyta, Magnoliopsida, Myrtales, Myrtaceae. The record is from RefSeq and is a predicted model, not a curated record. Bases 1 to 555 code for a protein of 184 amino acids.